GAGCUUUGGCUGCAGGAUGCGCGGGCGUCUGGGGCGCGCACUCACGUGGAGGUAGCGCAAGGCGACGGGGGCCGGGUGCUGGGGUACUGCGCCUGGCGCCUCGAGGGAGCUCUGCACUCGCCCUCGCUGCACGUGCUGGGCCUGGCGGUGGAGGGCCGACAGCGCCGGCGCGGCACGGGGAAGGCGCUGCUGCUGCGGGCGCUGAGCUUCGGCGAGGCCGCGGGCGCCGCGUUGGCCAUGCUGCACGUCAGGGCUGACAACCAACCGGCGCAGCGCUUGUACAGGCGCUUAGGCUUCCUGCGGGUGGCGCGGGUGCUGGGCUACUACGGCGAUUCGGAUGCGUGGGAGCUGCUGAGGGAGCUGCCAGCCAUGGAGAAGCGGGACGUGGACCAAAAGCUGGUGCUUCAGCUGCGCGCGGAAGGCGUUUCGAGGCGCGCGGCGGAGCGGGCGCUGCGGUGGGCGGGGAAUUUGGAGGAUGCGCGAGAGCUCGCGGCCGGGCGGGUGCUCACUGUCCUCCGGAAGGAGCUGCAGCAGAGCACUGUGCUGAAGGAGUGUCCCUUCAAGUACGGGAAGGCAGGCAAGUACGACCAGGGCUGUCAGUUCGUGCAGCAGACCAGCGACAUCGCGUCUCGGCAGCUGGAUUUGGCUUAG
Messenger RNA from Effrenium voratum, 651 nucleotides. The record is from the annotation of a GenBank genome assembly. Lineage: Eukaryota; Dinophyceae; Suessiales; Symbiodiniaceae.